Molecule: messenger RNA, 1733 nt
Organism: Malurus melanocephalus (red-backed fairy wren)
Lineage: Eukaryota; Metazoa; Chordata; Aves; Passeriformes; Maluridae
Gene: ETV4
Product: ETS variant transcription factor 4
Exons: 12
Biological process (GO): cell differentiation; regulation of transcription by RNA polymerase II
Cellular component (GO): nucleus
Molecular function (GO): sequence-specific DNA binding; DNA-binding transcription factor activity, RNA polymerase II-specific
Source: RefSeq, a predicted model, not a curated record
GGUCCCGAUGCCCGAGGAGCGCGGGUAGAGCCCCAGCUCUACCAUGAAGGGCUACCUGGACCAGCAGGUGCCGUUCACUUUCCCGCAGCAGCCCCCGGGCCCCGCGGAUCCCGGCGGCGGAGCUGUGCUGAGCGCUGCCAAGAGCCCCGGGGAGGCGGCGCAGGACUCGGAAGAGCUCUUCCAAGACUUGAGGCAGCUCCAGGAGACCUGGCUGACUGAAGCUCAGGUUCCAGACAAUGAUGAGCAGUUCGUGCCUGACUUUCAUUCAGAAAACCGUGAGUAGCACGGGGAUGGGGGAAGGGAAAAUCCAAAUUUUGGUGCUUUCCCCUGCAGCCAUGAGCAGCCAUUCCAGCCCAGCAGUGAGCAGUGCCUUUACGCCAGUGCCUACGAGCAGCCCAGCCAGUCCCCCAGCCCCGCAGCCCUGCUCCAGUCACCGCUGCCACAGUUCCCCAGGCAGGACAGGAGCUUCCUGAGCCCUGUGGGGCCACCCCACCCCGCACCCAGCUGUGGAUACCUCAGUGAAAACGGCUCUGCCUAUCAGCCACCCGUGGAGAUGUGCCCAUCCUUCCCAUCCUCCCAGGGCAUGGCCCAGGAAAACCCUGCUGCCUACCGGUGCCAGCUGCCCAAACCCUGCCUCCAGUACCCCCAGGAGGGCUUCAAACAGGAGCAGCAGGACCCCCAGUACGAGCAGGCAAAGCAGGCAGGGAGCAGGCAGAGUUACCCAGCAGCUGUGGUGGUGAAACAGGAGCAGGUGGAUUAUGUGUACGACUCAGAUGUUCCUGACUGUCCUUCCAUGUACAUAAACGCUGAGAAUUAUCCAAGCCAUUCAAACACAGAGGAUACWUUAGGCUGCAGCUAUGACAAGCAGAUGAGAUCCUUCCCUGACGAUGUCUGUGUGGUUCCAGAAAAAUUUGAAGCAGGAGACAUCAAGCAGGAAGGUGGAGGGUACAGGGAAGGACCCCCGUACCAGAGACGGGGAUCGCUCCAGCUCUGGCAGUUCCUCGUGGCUCUCUUGGACAACCCAACCAAUUCCCACUUCAUUGCCUGGACUGGGAGAGGAAUGGAGUUCAAGCUCAUUGAGCCAGAAGAGGUGGCCAGGCUCUGGGGGAUCCAGAAGAACCGGCCAGCCAUGAACUACGACAAGCUGAGCCGCUCGCUUCGCUACUACUACGAGAAAGGCAUCAUGCAGAAGGUGGCCGGGGAACGCUACGUGUACAAGUUCGUGUGUGAGCCCGAAGCUUUGUUCUCCAUGGCCUUCCCCGAGCAGCAGCGGCCGGCGCUGAGGGCGGAGCUGGAGCGGCAGAUCAGCGACGAGGACACCGUGCCCCUUUCUCACCUGGAUGAGAGCAGCUCCUACCUGCCAGACUUUGGGAGCUUCCCUCCUCAGCUCUACAGCAAAGGCUACAGCUACUAGCCCUGCUGGGAGCACGCUGUGCCACACUGGCUGUGCACAGGAGAUGAUGGGUGGUAUGAAAUUGGGCUCGGUGCUGUUCCAGGCCAGCACUAAACUCGGGAUCCCUGCUUUGGGCAGGACAAGGGUUCAGGGAGCCAUGUGGGUAACAGCAGACAGGGCUCUCAUGUGCUUGGGGUAAAACUCUCAAAAUGUCAGGAUGGGGCACGUUCUCAGCCCUGCAGAGAUCUUCUAUGCAGCAGAACUACAGCUUCAGCAGCCUGCAGACAGAUCAAACACACCGGGCACAAUCCCUCUCAUUGCACAGGGAGGWGAUGCUGAC